Osmia lignaria (orchard mason bee) is the source of this 1439-nucleotide messenger RNA. The record is from RefSeq and is a predicted model, not a curated record. NCBI's taxonomy places the organism in Eukaryota, Metazoa, Arthropoda, Insecta, Hymenoptera, Megachilidae.
GAUUUUCUUGUGAAGUGAUGUCAUUACAUAAUAGGAACACGUGUCCUUUUAUUUUUCGUUACUAUUUCAUUAACUCGUACAAAAAUAUUCAAAUUCUAAAAUAAAUUCUGUCUCUGAUAAGAAUUUUCAUCGAUCUGUCAAAGUGUUUCAAAUUGUAACAAUGUUAAUCCGGUAAAGAAGCACAGUAUUAAUUAAAAAUGUUAAAUGAAACAAAUAAUUCUAAACGGAGCGAAAGCGCGAAAAAUAUUAUCAUUACGUCGCUUGUCUCAGGUUCCGUCGCGGGAAUUGUUUGCGAUCUCAUAUCUUUCCCUUUGGAUACUCUUAAAACACGAUUACAAAGUCAGCAUGGUUUUGUGCAAUCCGGUGGUUUCAAACGGCUAUAUCAAGGUUUAGCCCCAGUACUGAUAGGAUCAGCUCCCUCCGCUGCCUUGUUUUUUAUAACAUACAACGGGAUAAAAGAAGUCUUUCAACCUCGUAUACCCGAACAAUAUUACCCGAUUAUGCAUAUGUCGGCUGCGGCAAUAGGAGAAGCGAUUGCAUGUGUUAUCCGAGUACCGGUUGAGGUAGUGAAACAAAGGAAACAAGCACUUUUAGAAGACCCGCACAAAUUACCAUUAAGAACUUUGUAUCGUGGCUAUGGAAGUACAGUAAUUCGGGAUUUACCGGUUGGUCUGAUUCAGUUACCACUUUGGGAAUAUUUUAAACUAUGUUGGACAAAACAUGUAGGACGAGAAUGCACUCCUAUGGAAGGUGCCAUGUGUGGAGCGUUAUCAGUCGCUGUAUCCGCGAUUGUGACAACGCCUUUGGAUGUUGCGAAAACUAGAAUAAUGUUAUCGAACGCAUCGGCAGGAAAAGACGAAGUAAAGAUAUUUACAAUGUUAAGAAGGAUUUAUCGAGAAUGUGGUAUUAAAGGAUCUCACUAUUUAUGUUGCAAUAAAACUGCUCACGUUCAAGAAAGGCACAAGAUACAUACGAAGCAUUUAAUAAUUGUAUUUUACACUUUGAUUAUUAAUAAUAAUAUUAUACGUACUACACUUUUUAAAGGCUAAUAUUUAUUAAUUUUUAAAUGGAUGAGACAUGCACAAAUUAAAGGAAUGUAAAAUAUGAAUGUAUUUAAAAAUAAUCCUUUCAGCAGGGAAUAACGAUUCCCUUAAAGUUAUGUAUAUUAAUGUGUCAAGAUGCGAUAUACCGUGCAUUGAUUUACACGCAUAAUAUUUACUUACACAAAGUAAUGUGAUAUAUAUUAAAGGUGAAAGAAUUAUGAUAAUUCUUAAUACUGACUUUAGAAAGAUUGACAACAAUAUGUACCUUUGGACUUGUUACUUAUCUCAAUUGUUUCUUCUAAUUCUUGUAAAUUAUCUGGGUCAGAUGCAAAGUCUUGGGCAAUUUCAUUAAACAAUUCAGCUAAAAAAAUAAAUUCAUAAAUAUUCCAAAUAUAA